Pestalotiopsis fici W106-1 is the source of this 1896-nucleotide messenger RNA. RefSeq lists its product as uncharacterized. The transcript has 4 exons. The record is from RefSeq and is a predicted model, not a curated record. Lineage: Eukaryota; Fungi; Ascomycota; Sordariomycetes; Amphisphaeriales; Sporocadaceae. Bases 1 to 1896 code for a protein of 631 amino acids. Gene Ontology annotation, molecular function: FAD binding; oxidoreductase activity.
AUGGGUGUACUUCUUCGCGUUCUACUUUGGAGCAACCUUGCUGUCGCUGCCAAAGUAAACUUCCCUUUCGAGUCUAUUCAGCUCGCAGAAGCUGACGUAGAAGACUUCCGUGAAGUUUCUUUUGGCAACGCGUCUGUUCCAGUUCCCAAUACAGAUUGCCGCGCAUAUCCCGGCGCGUCAGGGUGGCCCGUCGAUGCGGAUUGGGCUCAGCUUAACAAAACGCUUGAAGGCAGCUUGUUGCACCCGAGUCCAAUCGCCUCUGUCUGCUAUGAAGGGCCAAGUCACAAUUCGACGCAGUGCAAUACUCUCCUGCGAAAUGCAUCAACCUCCAGAUUCUACAUUGAUGAUCCACUCAGCGUACUGACAGCCUGGACUGAGGGUGAUACGUGCUUUGCAACAGCAUCCCCGGUUGGAUUGAAUUGUACUCAGGGAGGAUUUCCCGAGUAUGUUGUCAAUGUCACAAAUGUGAAGCAGAUACAGGCAAGUAAACUCAGGCUGGGUGUGGACAUGGCAGAGAUGACAACCGGUCCCGCGGCGGUCAAUUUCGCUCGAAACAAGAAUAUACGACUUGUAAUCAAAAAUUCUGGUCACGAUUGGCAUGGCAGAUCAACUGGAUUUGGGUCCCUGAGUAUAUGGACUCACUGGCUAAAGGACUUUGAGUUUCUCCCGCAGUACGAAGUUGGAAAGUACAGUGGUCGUGCAGCGCGAGUCGCCACGGGUCUAGAGGCAUGGCAAAUGUACCAGCACAUGAACGAAAACAAUGUCUCUAUUGUGGUCCCGGGCAGCUACACGAUUGCUCCCUACGGAGGCUGGAUGGCAGCUGGUGGUCACAACCCCUUGGCUUCAUACUAUGGGUUAGGCGCAGACCAGGUUCUGUCCUUACAAGUCGUUACAGCAGAUGGGACAUUCGUGACUGCUAGUCCAGAUGAGAACCAAGACCUGUUCUACGCUCUUAGAGGAGGUGGGGGCAGCACCUUUGGCGUCGUCACGUCGGUUAUCGUCAAAGCGCACCCCUUUAUCAAUGUCACCCGGUCGUCUGUGGAUUUUGCCGUACGAAAUGCUACAAACUCAACAGAAGUCGAGACUUUCUGGCGCGGAAUCGACCUCUACUACCAUUUCGGGAAAGCGAUUGUUGAUGCUGGAGGCACCGCCUACGGAGACAUCACCACGUACAACGUGUCUCUCAACAACAGCUUCACUUUUAGCACUCAAAUUGAGAUGCCUGCCAUGACCGCAGGAGAGCUCUUUGACUUUGUGCAGCCCCUGAUUGGCGACUUGAAUGCCAUAGGCAUUUCCAUCAACAACAGCCAGCCCGUGCCGUCAACACGAUGGACCUCGGGCAACAACGGCUUGGGAGAUGUACCGGGGAACAGUCGAUUUGCCAGCCGCCUCUUUCCGCGUUCAAACUUUGAAGACGAUGAAACCUUCAAGGCAACCACCAGUGCGAUCCGAAAGACGGUAGAAGCAGGUUAUAGGUUCCACGGCAUUCACAUGCAGCCGACGGAAUCCAUCGCCGGCCUGCCAGGCAACAGCUCGGUUAAUCCGGCUUUUCGCACAACGAUUAUGCACGCCGACCUUUUUGAUAAUGCCGCACUAAGGGGAGUCACACCCGAAGAGUGGUUCAGUUCCUACCAACGGUUCAACGUGUCCAUGUCGAAACUAAGGGACGUGACACCUGGGUCCGGGGCAUAUUUCAAUGAGGCCGACGUGGAGGAACCGCACUGGCAGCAAGCAUUCUUUGGCUCAAAUUAUCCCACGCUGCUAGAUAUCAAAAAGAACCGUGACCCCUGGAACCUGUUCUAUGCGGCCGACACUGUGGGGAGUGAAAAUUGGAAGGUCAUCACGUCAGACGGGCUCCCCACACAGAACGGACCACUAUGUAAAGUUUCUGCAUAG